AUGGUGCUGUCCGUGCCCAACCUCGCACGGCUGCCAGCCUCACCCACGGCCCCCAGCGCUCCCCGGCCUUCGCACGCUCCGCCCCCGGCCCGCGGCGCCGCCCCACGCGGGAGAUCCCGGCGCGCGCUGCUGGCGGGCCUCGGCCUGGGCCUGGGCCUGCGGCGCGCGGCGCGCGCGGAGAGCGCUUUGUCGGAGGAGCAGAAGCUGCAGAUUCUGCAGGAAGUGCAGAGCAUGGGGGACAUCGCCGUCACCGCGCCCACGGUGCAGGAGGAGGAGGCCGCCUGGACCCGGAUGCUCGACCGCUUCGCCGGUCUCCCGGACAUCGAGGUGCGCGUGCGCUGCAACCGGGGCAACUCCCUGGCGCGCCAGGGCAAGCUGCAGGCGACGGCUGAAAGAAUCGGAGCGAGCCGCUGGAGGCGCUGCAGGACUACAACCGCGCAAUCGAGCUGGUGCCGGAUGCAGCGGACCCUCACCUGA
Effrenium voratum is the source of this 477-nucleotide messenger RNA. Lineage: Eukaryota; Dinophyceae; Suessiales; Symbiodiniaceae. The record is from the annotation of a GenBank genome assembly.